AUGGGAGGGAUAGACAUUGCCAUGUCCAGGGAAAUAAAACUCCUUGGUGUCACCAUAGACGACAGGCUGACUUUCAACACUCACGUGGCGAAUGUCUGCAGGAAGGCUACUGGAAUAUAUAAGCUACUCUCCAGAGCGGCGAGAGUGAGCUGGGGUCUCAACCCUGAUAUAGUUAGGAUUAUUUAUACGGCUACUAUAGAGCCGAUCAUCCUGUACGCUGCUAGCGUGUGGGCACCGGCGGCAAAGAAGCUGAUGACGAUCAAACAGCUUCAAGUGGUCCAGCGUGGGAUAGCGCAGAAAAUCUGUAAGGGCUAUCGCACGGUCUCCCUGAACUCGGCGCUGCUACUGGCUGGGAUACUUCCCCUUGAUCUCAGAGUGCGUGAGGCGGCCUCACUGUACGAGGCCAAGAGGGGAGUGCCCCGGCUGGAGCUGGGGGACAGGGAGAUCGAGCGGGUGGCCCCGGCCAUUGAGGCGCCGCACCCCGCUGAGCGUAUCAGCCUGAGGCUCGUGAGCCUGGUAGAUCGGGAACAGCUCAACCAAAACAGUGAUUUUGAAAUUCGUAUAUUUACUGACGGGAGCAGGAUUGAGGGCAAAGUCGGUGCUGCCUUGUCUGUGUGGAACAGCGAGACCGAAAUAAAAGCCUUCAAGCUUGCUCUCCCAGGGUAUUGCACCGUCUACCAGGCUGAACUUCUGGCUAUAUGCAAGGCCACACAUGUAAUUUUCGGACACCCAGCGUCUUCUUUUGGAGUCUACAGUGAUUCAAUGGCAGCUCUACAAACGGUCAUAAAUCAUAGUUGCCUCCAUCCCCUUGCAGUAGAGAGCAGAGAUAAAUUAACAACAGCAUCUCUCCAGGGUAAGGUUGUUACCUUAUUCUGGAUUAAGGCUCAUGCAGGGAUGGAGGGUAACGAAAGAGCUGACCAGCUUGCCAAAAGUGCCGCUUUGGGCUCCAAAAGAAGACCUGAUUACGAUCUGUACCCGGUCUCAUUCGCCAAGCGAAGCAUUCGACUUGCGACGCUUGACGAAUGGAAUCGCAGAUAUCGAACUGGAGAAACCGCGUCGGUCACAAAGAUAUUCUUCCCGGAUGCUGUGACGGCGUACCGGAUGAUACGCAAAAUAAAAAUCGAUGGUAUAAUUACGCAAAUUAUGACAGGGCACGGUGGGUUCUCGGAGUACUUGAAUCGCUUUAAGUGCAAAGAGAGCCCAUCGUGCGCAUGCGAGCCAGGAACAGAGGAAUCCGUCCCACACAUCCUUUUCGACUGCCCAAUAUCUGCAAUGCAAAGGUUUGAAUUAGGAAAUAAAAUAAAUCAAAACAUUGUAGGGGAAAAUGUACCAAACAUCUUAAACAGUAAAGAAAGAGACACGUUUUUAAAAUUCUGUAUCGAAAUCGCUCAAAAUGUUAUAAACAGAAACAAAACAGCGUAG
Molecule: messenger RNA, 1422 nt
Organism: Bombyx mori (domestic silkworm)
Lineage: Eukaryota; Metazoa; Arthropoda; Insecta; Lepidoptera; Bombycidae
Exons: 1
Coding region: 1-1422 (473 amino acids)
Biological process (GO): DNA replication, removal of RNA primer
Molecular function (GO): RNA-DNA hybrid ribonuclease activity; nucleic acid binding
Source: RefSeq, a predicted model, not a curated record